AUGGACACCCAGACUCAGAACUCCUAUGUAGGGACAGGACCACUAUACCGGCUGGCGCACAUGAUGCCCUCCGGUCUAAACAGAAGUAGAACUACAGAGCUCAGUGUGAGCUACUGUAGAACAAAGAAUAUUCAUUUUAGGUGGCCUUUGGCUGAACAGAACAUCAACAACUGCAACAACAAUGAUGGCAAAAAAGAUGACAAAAAAGAUGAGAAGAAGGCAGAACCUAAGAAAGAUGACAAGAAAGACGACAAGAAGGAUGAAAAGAAAGAUGACAAGAAAGAUGACAAGAAGGCAGAACCUAAAAAAGACGACAAGAAAGAUGACAAAAAGGAAGAACCAAAGGAAGUCUGGAUCAUGGACCCAGCCACAGAUAUCUACUACUUCUGGUUAUGUGUCAUAUCCAUUCCUGUCUUCUACAAUCUGAUGUUGCUGGUGGCCAGAGCUUGCUUCAAUGAGCUGCAGAAUAACAACACAAUAUUGUGGACUGUGUUGGACUACAGUUCAGACGCGCUCUACCUCUUGGACACAUUUGUAAGAGCUAGAACAGGUUUCUUGGAGCAAGGACUGCUCAUACGAGAGGAGAAGGUUUUAAGGGAAAAGUACAUGAAAACAAGGCAAUUUCAACUAGACAUCAUAUCCAUGAUUCCCACCGAUAUUGUAUUCAUCAAAAUUGGACUGAAUAAUCCCGAGUGGAGGUUCAAUCGUCUCUUCAGGUUGGCUCGACUCUUUGAAUUCUUCGACCGAACCGAGACUCGUACUAAUUUCCCAAACAUUUUUCGGAUUGGUAAUCUUGUACUUUACAUCAUCAUCAUUAUCCAUUGGAAUGCUUGCAUCUAUUUUGCCAUCUCCAAGAUUCUGGGCUUCGGUUCAGACACGUGGGUUUAUCCAGCAACAAGGAAUGCUGAAUUUCAACAGCUUACCCGGCAGUACAUUUACUGCUUCUACUGGUCAACACUGACCUUGACCACUAUUGGCGAGACACCGCCCCCAGUUCGUGAUAUUGAGUAUUUCUUUGUAGUGGCCGACUUUCUCACCGGGGUCUUGAUCUUUGCUACAAUUGUAGGCAAUGUCGGUGCCAUGAUAUCCAACAUGAGUGCUGCUCGAGUAGAGUUCCAAGCCAAAAUUGAUUCAAUUAAGCAGUACAUGCAGUUCCGGAAGGUGACCAAAGAUCUUGAAGCCCGAGUGGUCAAAUGGUUUGAUUACCUGUGGACGGAGGAGAAAACGUGUGAUGAAAAACAGGUGCUCAAGAACCUUCCAGAUAAGCUCAAGGCUGAGAUCGCCAUCAAUGUUCAUCUGGAAACUUUGAGGAAAGUGCGAAUUUUUCAAGACUGUGAAGCGGGUUUGCUUGUGGAGCUGGUCCUCAAACUUCAACCCCAAGUCUUUAGUCCCGGUGACUAUAUCUGCAAGAAGGGCGACAUUGGGAGAGAAAUGUACAUCAUCAAGGAAGGGAAGUUAGCCGUCGUGGCAGAUGACGGGGUCACCCAGUUCGUGGUCCUCAGUGAUGGAGCCUAUUUUGGUGAAAUUAGUAUUUUAGGCAUCAAGGGGAGUAAAGCGGGGAAUCGAAGAACAGCCAACAUCCGAAGCGUGGGGUACUCCGACCUGUUUGCCUUAUCCAAGGAUGACCUAAUGGAGGCGCUCACGGAGUACCCUGAUGCUAAGAAUGCACUGGAAGAGAAGGGCCGCGCAAUCCUGAUGAAGGACAACCUCAUUGAUGAGUCACUUGUCACAGCAACAGACGCCAAAGACUUUGAGGCAAAAGUGAAUGCAGUCGAGGCCAGCCUGGAGGUCAUGACGACCAAACUGAAGAAGUUGACAGAACAUCAUGAAUCAUCCCAGCGCAAGCUCAAACAGAGGCUCACUAAUUUGACAAACCAGGUCCGAACCCUCACAGUAACUGACGAGUAG
Messenger RNA from Nerophis lumbriciformis (worm pipefish), 1908 nucleotides. NCBI's taxonomy places the organism in Eukaryota, Metazoa, Chordata, Actinopteri, Syngnathiformes, Syngnathidae. The record is from RefSeq and is a predicted model, not a curated record.